This is a messenger RNA of Eupeodes corollae, 821 nucleotides long. It is a transcript of the gene COX4, whose product is annotated as cytochrome c oxidase subunit 4 isoform 1, mitochondrial. Bases 208 to 753 code for a protein of 181 amino acids. The transcript is spliced from 3 exons. Gene Ontology annotation, biological process: mitochondrial electron transport, cytochrome c to oxygen. The record is from RefSeq and is a predicted model, not a curated record. Lineage: Eukaryota; Metazoa; Arthropoda; Insecta; Diptera; Syrphidae.
CCAUUUCCUACAACAUUCAAGUCGCCAUUGUUUUUUUCAAGCAAUUCAAACGUCAUUAAUCCCAUCUGUCAUAAAUUUUAUACUUAAUUCAAGCAGUUCCAUCCAAAGUACCUUUUUCAUCGCUCGUUUUCGUUUCACAGCUGCAAAAGCGACGAAGCUUCUAACCAAAUUCCUUUUGUAACCAAAUACACAUAAAAGAAGAAAGACAUGUCACUCCGAUUGAUUGCUCUCGCUUCAAUGCGACAGGCAGCUGCCGCCGCCCCAAAGAACGCCCAAAUCGGAAGCGUCGCAUCCAUUCACACCUUGGACAAAAUCGGCAAACGUGAGAUUGUCGGCUACGGCUGGAACGGUUCAGCUAACUACCGUGACCGUGUCGACUACCCAAUGCCCGCCAUCCGUUUCAGGGAACCAACCAAUGAGAUUUUGUGUCUGCGUGCCAAGGAACAGCAAGAUUGGAAGAAACUGUCCAUUGAAGAGAAGCGUGCCCUCUACCGUGCUUCUUUCUGCCAGACUUUCGCUGAAUUGAAAGCCGGUACUGGUGAGUGGAAGAUGCACCUUGGUUUCGGUCUUAUGGCUGCUUCCAUCGGUAUCUGGGUGUGCAUCAUGAUGAACUUGUUUGUCUACGAUGAACUACCAAUUACAUUCGAUGAGGAACACCAAAAGGCCCAAUUGAAGCGUAUGCUCGAUUUGGAAAUGAACCCUGUCACUGGUCUCGCCUCCAAAUGGGAUUACGAGAAGAAGCAAUGGAAGUAAAUCAAUAAACGAUUGUGUAUUUAUGUAAUCUUAAAUGAAGUUUAGGAAUAAAUAGAAAUUAAACCUAA